AUGUCGCAUUGCCAGCGUCGAGCUCCUCCACCUCCACCUCCAAGACCAAAGCCUAAGCAACUGGCGGUGGUCUCAAAUGGGCCAGUGCAGGGGCGAUGCGACGUGACCAGGCGAUUCUUGACAUUGGGAGCCACGAAUGCGGCCGAGGCCAGCCCUGGUGGCAGCCGCGUGGGCAGCAUGUCCCCCUCGCCAUUGGCGGACGCCGAUCAUGCGGAGGGUGGCAACUCCCCAAGCUCCGCCGUGGGCUCCGGAGCGGCCAGUCCUAGCGGCUCACGCGCCGACCAUUCCUUGCACGGUCUGUGGCAAUCGCAAACGCCCACGGGGCGCAUGGCUGGACCGUCCUUGGCAGAUGGUGAGGCAGAGGCCGGGCAAAACUCACCGGCGGGCUCAGCCCCCAACACAGGGAGGCUGAUGACACCCACCUCAGCCAGGCGCCGCCAUUUCGGGGGGAAUCGAAGUUACAAGGUGUUCACUGUGAAAUAA
This is a messenger RNA of Cladocopium goreaui, 483 nucleotides long. The record is from the annotation of a GenBank genome assembly. NCBI's taxonomy places the organism in Eukaryota, Dinophyceae, Suessiales, Symbiodiniaceae.